Danio aesculapii is the source of this 2941-nucleotide messenger RNA. It is a transcript of the gene bcas1, whose product is annotated as brain enriched myelin associated protein 1. The record is from RefSeq and is a predicted model, not a curated record. The coding region runs from base 295 to 1719 and encodes 474 amino acids. Gene Ontology annotation, biological process: myelination. Lineage: Eukaryota; Metazoa; Chordata; Actinopteri; Cypriniformes; Danionidae. The transcript is spliced from 13 exons.
CUUGUCACUUUUUUUGAAGGUGGACGAGCCGAUCACUGCUGAACAAUAGGAGAUGAUUGUGAGUGGAUCAGUGAUUGUGGGGUCACAGGCCGGUUUUCGUCCCACUGUUUGGUCUCUCGGGUUUGUUAAGGUGAUCAGUUUUGAGCUCCUCCCUCUACUAGGACAGGUAUAUGUGCACACACACUCGCGCUGACUGAGAGUACUUUAAUACAGCUUGUGGAAACUGUACACGGACAAUAUAAUUGACGCUGGAAAGUGCCAGUGCAAAUAUUCAGUUGCCGACUUGAAGCAAACAUGGGAAACGAACAAUCAGCCCAGAAAAAACGACAAAAGGCAAAUCCUGAGAAAAAAGUCCAUAAUGGAGAAUUAAAUGGACACGCUGUACCGACUCCAGAUCAAACUGAACCUGUUGCUAAAAAAGAAGCCCCGGUAGAGCAAAAGAGUGAAGCUCCACCAGUGGCUGUCAAAGAGGAACCAAAACCACCAGAAAAGGAGGAGGUUGACAACAGUAAAGCCAACAAACCUGCACACGUGGAAACAACACCUGAGAAAAAAAUCACAGUCGCAACAGAUUCAGAGCCUCCAAAAAAAGCCCCAAAGUCUAGUGGAGAUGAGACUCCCAACUUCUUUGGUAAAAUGUUCAAAAAGAAGCCUGAACCAGUAAAGCCUGCAUCAGAAAAGAAUGACACAGUGGACGCACCAGUGACCGUGCUGGAGCUGAAAAUUGAUGCACAGCCUGAUCCAGUGGACAUAAAGAUCAGCACAGAGCCUGAGCCGGAGCCCAAGGCUGAAGCCCUCGAACCCAGUCCUGUGCAAACCACAGAAGAAAACAACCUGUCAGAGGAGGCCAAAGCAGCAGAGAAGACAGUUAUGAACUUUUUCAAAACUUUUGUUCCCACCAAAACAAGCAAAGAAGCCAAAGCCGCUGCCGAUGUUUCAAAGGAGCAGUCACAAAAAGAAACCCCACCAGCACCAUCAACAAAUGAAGCACCGAAGGCUCCUCCUCCUCCUCCUCCUCCCCCUGCACCUCCAAAGAUGGAGAGCAAAGCAGAGCCGGCGGUGAAGAAAGAGGAAACGUCUGCAAGUAAAGCAGCAGUCAAAGCAGAGCCCUCUGCCAAGAGCAAAACUAAAGACGGUGCAUUUAGCAAACUCUUCCGCUCAAAGGUGUUGCUAGGCAAGAUGGUGUCAAAAGUUCAGGCGGUGACAACCGGUGGAGGCCGCGCUCAGACAUCAGGAGCGCAGGUAGACUCAUCUAAGAGCAGCACUCUUGAGGCGGCCGCCAAACCUGAAGAGCCUCCAGCGCCAAAACCAGAAGAGAAGAAGCUGGAGAAGAAGUCGACUUUCGGGAACAUGUUCAAACCCAAGGUACUGCUAGGUCAGGUGAGCUCUAGGAUCCAGGCAGUGGCGUCCAGCGCUCGUGUGUCCCUCAUGUCUGCUGGAGCGGCAUCAGAAUCCAAGAAGGAGACGGCAGCUCCAGCUCCAGUGGCAGAAGCUGCUCCACCUGUAAAAGCCAAAGAAGAGCCAAAACCUGCCGCUCCAUCAGCACCACAACCGGCCCAGGACAACAAAUCAGUCGCAAGCACAGACGCCUCCCCCAACAUGCCCCGAAAACUGGAGAAGAGGAACUCGCUGCAGCUCUUCUUCAAAAACCUGGGCCAAAAACGCCAUUCUGAUGCCGGAGUGCAAACGGAGCCUGUGGCACCCGAGAAGGCCAAAUAAAACCCCCGACUUUGUUCUGAACGUUCAUCUUUGCCAAAACCCUUGGCGAGCUUCCAAAUAGAAACAUUCAUUUAAAUGUCACGAGCAAACGUUGGGCCCAAUUUAAAGCAAUUAAUUUCAGUUAUCUAAAUCUAAAUCUGAAGUUACGCCAUGCAUUGUUGAUGGAGAGCAAAAGUAAGUGUUUGGAUAUUUCCUGUUAAGCAAGUGCUAUUUGUGUUUUUGAAUGGAGGGACUAACUUGUGGUGUUUGCCCACAAAGAAACAUGUCAGAGUUGCGUAAUGUGGCUUUUGAUGGGAAAGUGAAAGUGAAAAUGUAACUCUACUUUUAAGAUACAAAUCUCUUCCUUAUAUUCUGUGCAUGUUCAAAUGUAAAAAUAUAUAAGAUAUGUCAACUAACGCUAUACUUGCAUUGCACAUUAAACUUCAUUUUCACCUGAACAAAGCAUGUAACAUGCUUGUUUGCACGUGAAAAGUAUUUCUGUAAUCACACACAUCUGACUGCAAAAACUAUGACCCAUAAAUAGCUUUUUUCAAUCGAUGUGCUCAUUGAAACUCCACUGUAAGUGCAUAAAGCCUGAAUUGCUCAUCAUAGAAACACCAUAUAUUACAACUUGCUUCAAUGCAACUGUUAUUUUUCUUUCUUGCAUUGUUUUCUAGUACUAACAUGUAAUGCUUAAAAUAUGAAAAACAUUGUCAAUGAAUGGGGUCAGCCAUUUUUUUAGUAAUUGUUUUCAGAAUGUUUAGAUAUUUAUACUGGAAAAACCAUAUAUGUCAUUUAUUUGCUACCCAGAUUUCAUCUUUUUUUAAAACUUUGCUUUCAUUUCCACUUAUAAAAAGCUAGCAAAUAGGUUAUUAAGUUUAUCUUGUUAAAAAGCUUUAUCCGUUUGUCUUUUUUCUUGCUUGACUGUCCUGACCAGGGGAGACUAAUAGAAAAUGAAGCUUUUUAAAUGUUCAAGAUGUUUUUCCCCCAUGAACACGUCACUUGCUAUUAGAACAUUAUAUAAAGUGUUAUACAGUUAUGCAGUAUACAAUGUACAUCCAACUCUCUUCUAUAGUCACAUACUGUAUGUUAUACGGUUUCCUUUCUAAUGUUGUCUACAUUUGUAAAGAAUAGAUGGGCCUAAUUCAGACGAUAUCUAUCAGUCUUAGACAUUCUGUAUCUCCUUUGUUGCAUCUUUAACCAAUUUAUACAAAUAAAAAAAUCAUUUGUUUCCUCUUUAAAA